Messenger RNA from Drosophila teissieri, 2165 nucleotides. Its product is annotated as carnitine O-acetyltransferase. The record is from RefSeq and is a predicted model, not a curated record. Lineage: Eukaryota; Metazoa; Arthropoda; Insecta; Diptera; Drosophilidae. Gene Ontology annotation, cellular component: peroxisome. The coding region runs from base 132 to 2063 and encodes 643 amino acids. The transcript has a single exon. Gene Ontology annotation, biological process: carnitine metabolic process, CoA-linked. Gene Ontology annotation, molecular function: carnitine O-acetyltransferase activity.
AAACUGGAAAUUUACUGUAACAAAUGGGCUUUAUUUUGUAAAAAAUCGUACAAAUUAUACAGUUAUUUAGAACACAAAUAAAGUGCUAAUAGCACCUUUGAGGGUAUUUCUAGAGAACCGCCGACGGCGAGAUGAAGUUCCGUGACAAUGGAAGGGUUCUCUGGAGUUUUGCAAGGACAUCGGUUCUGCAACAGACUCGAAAUACCUUCGCCAAAAAAAUGCUUAUUCCCCGCUUUAGCAGCACAAAGGAUAGUUCUUCGUCCGAUCAGCCCAACCUACUGAAGUAUCAUGUCUUACCGCUCGAAGAAACCCUGAACCGCUUUAUGAUGACCGUACAACCAUUGCUGACACCCGAGGAAUUUAAAAAGCAGGAGAAGAUUACUUACGACUUCCAGAGGGGGCAGGGUGAAGAGUUACAAAAUCUCCUGGAGGAAGUUGGUGGUCAGGAGAAGAACUGGUUAGCCCAUCGCUGGCUGAAGGUUGCCUACUUGCAGUUCCGGUCGCCAGUGACCUGCUUCUCCAGUCCCGGCAUGACCUUUCCCAAACAAAACUUUGAAAAUGCCCACGAGUUUGUGGACUACACGUCGAGAGUUAUCUUCGGAUUGGGUGAGUUCAAUGACUUGGUGCAGGCCAAGAAGAUUCCGAUUGUGAAAAUGGGCAAGAACGAGUUGGACAACAGUCAGUUUGGCAAAGUGUUCGGCACAUGCCGGAUACCGAAAAGGUUUACGGACGACAUCGUCUACAAUCCGUGCUCUGAUUAUGUGGUGGUCAUCUACCUGAAUCAUUUCUACCAACUGAAAAUAUACGACAAGGAAGGAAAACUGAUAAGUGCACCAUCUCUGGCUGCUCAACUAGGGAAAAUAAUGGUCAAGGAAACAGAACGGGGAGUUCCCUAUGGCAUUUUGACCACCGAUUCGAGAGACAACUGGGCCGAGGCAUAUGAACACCUAUCAAAUACGCCCCGUAAUACGGAUGCCUUGAAAACCAUUCAGAAUGCUAUGUUCACGGUGUCCCUUGACGAGUGUACCAGCCCAAAGGAAGGUCGAGAUGCCGAGGAACUGGUCCUCUCGCUGAUCCAUGGAAAGGGCAGCCAGUGCAACAGCGCCAACCGCUGGAUGGAUAAGACGAUUCAGUUGGUGGUGAACCCGAACGGAAACGUUGGAUUCACCUACGAGCACUCGCCGGCCGAGGGUCAGCCGAUCGCCAUGAUGAUGGACUAUGUGGUGAAGAAGAUGAAGGAUGACCCUAGUUUCGGGGAAUGCGGAUCGGACGACUUUACUCCAGCACGGAAAAUACAGUUCUGCGAUGUUAGCAAGUGCGUGGAGCAAUGGCUGAUAAUCGCGCAAAAAAACGUGGACAAACUUGUCCAGGACCUUCAAAUGAAGGUUCUUAAGUUCGAUGGCUACGGCAAGGAUUAUAUCAAGAAACAGCGCCUCGGUCCAGAUAGCUAUAUUCAGAUGGCCUUACAGUUGGCCUUCUUUAAAUUGCACUCUGAGCCAGCUGCUCAAUACGAGUCCGCGCAUUUGCGCAUCUUUGAUGGUGGCAGGACCGAAACCAUACGUUCGUGCUCGAAUGAAUCCCUGGCCUUUUGUCUCGCCAUGGACGAUGUGAGUUCCCCAGCGGAGGAAAAGGCUAAUAAGAUUCGUGAGGCGGUGAUGUGCCACCAGAUGUAUGCCAAGCUGGCUCUUGUGGGAAAGGGAGUCGAUCGUCACCUCUUUGGACUUAGACAAAUGGCGGUGGAGAACUGCCUACCCGUUCCGGAGUUCUUUGCAUCGCCAGGGUAUGUGAAGUCCACACACUUUCGAAUGUCCACUUCGCAGGUGGCCACCAAAUACGACGCUUUCAUGGGAUAUGGACCCUCUGCAGAAGAUGGAUACGCAUGUUGCUACAAUCCCCGUGAACAUGACAUCAUUUUGGCCAUAUCCGCCUGGCGUCGCUGUCUGGCAACUGAUCACCAAAAGCUUGCCAAGUUGCUGGCGCAGUCCUUUGCUCAAAUGAGGGAGGUGCUCGGAGAUUGUCCACCUUCGACAGACAAGCCGCCAAAGCUUAAGUGCAAAUUUUAAAAGUGGUUCUCUAGAACAUACUUCUCAUUGUAUUUGCAUGCUCAUAGACAAAAUUUAGUUCAAUUGAAAAGAUAACCUCUUUUACUUCUCAAGUUUUUUAAA